Messenger RNA from Epinephelus fuscoguttatus (brown-marbled grouper), 5644 nucleotides. RefSeq names its product neural cell adhesion molecule 2-like. The transcript is spliced from 17 exons. Gene Ontology annotation, cellular component: axon; plasma membrane; neuronal cell body. Bases 155 to 2554 code for a protein of 799 amino acids. The record is from RefSeq and is a predicted model, not a curated record. Gene Ontology annotation, molecular function: axon guidance receptor activity; protein binding. Gene Ontology annotation, biological process: synapse organization; homophilic cell-cell adhesion. Lineage: Eukaryota; Metazoa; Chordata; Actinopteri; Perciformes; Serranidae.
UAUAGGAAGGAAGGGAAGGAAAGGAGCUGAGGCAGAUCAGUCGCCAGCGGAGCCCAAGACGGCGGAUGAACGGAGCCGAGCGUGUGUGUCGCCCUUGUCGUUUUUUACAGCAGCUGAAAGCAGCAGCGUCCGGCAGCCCGUAACCUGCCCGAAAAUGAUGCUCAAACUCGUCCAUCUCCUCGGGGUGCUCGUCUGCGGCAGCCAAGCCGCACUGCAGGUGUCCAUAUCGUUGAACAAAGUGGAGUUAAGUGUCGGAGAGUCCAAGUUCUUCAUCUGCACAGCUAUUGGCGAGCCGGUGAGACUGGAGUGGUACAACCCCCAGGGCGAGCGCAUCGUGCCCUCCAAGCGGAUGGCGCUCCACACGGAGACGUCACGAUCCAGGCUCAUCAUUUACAACGCCAUCAUUGAGGACGCGGGUAUCUACCGCUGCCAGGCCACUGACGCCAGCGGCCACACCGAAGAGGCCUCGGUCGUGCUGGAGAUCUACCAGAGGCUGACGUUUCGGGAUGUCCAGUCACCGCAGGAGUUCCGCCAUGGUGAGACGGCGGAGGUGGUCUGCGAUGUCAUUAGCUCACCAGUGCCUGUGGUGGUGUGGUACUACCAGGACAAAGAGAUUACUGAGGAGCACCACAGCAGGUUCCAGGUGCUGGCAAACAACAACCUGCAAAUCCAUCAGGUGACCAAGGCUGAUGAGGGCGUGUACCGCUGCGAGGCCAGCGUAGAGGCCCGUGGGGAGAUUGAUUUUGUGGACAUCGCUGUGGUAGUCAAUGUCCCUCCGGUGUUGUCAGUGUUCCAGCCAUCCUUCAAUGCCACAGCCGACUACCAGGAAUCAGUCACCUUUACUUGCAUCACCUCCGGAUCUCCUGACCCUGUGGUCACAUGGCACAGGAAAGGGCAGCUGCUGGAGCCAUCGGAGCAGUAUAUUUUCAACAGGCUGGAAGGCGGGCGUAGCAUGUUAACCAUCCGCAACAUUCGGCAGGGUGAUGGGGGCACCUACACCUGCAAGGCCUCUAACAAGGCAGGAUCUCAAGAAAGGGAGAUCUUCCUGAAAGUGUUUGUCCAGCCCCAUAUCACCCAGCUGAAAAACGUGACAGCCGUAGAGGGCAGCGCCGCCAUGAUCUCCUGUGUGGCUGAGGGCGAGCCUCUGCCCGAUAUUUCCUGGAGGAGAGCCAGCGACGGCCAGACCUUCGUGGAUGGAGACAAGAGUCAAGAUGGACGCUUUGAAGUCCGUGGUCGUCACGGCAAGUCGGUGCUGACCAUCAGCGGUGUAAGGCUUGCAGACUUGGGUCGAUUUGACUGCGAAGCGCUGAGCAGGAUCGGAGGUCAUCAGAAGAGCAUGUUCCUGGACAUUGAGUAUAUACCGAAGUUCCUGACCAACCACACCAUCUAUUACUCUUGGGAAGGGAACCCGGUGAACAUAAGCUGUGACGUGAUGUCCAACCCUCCUGCCACCAUGCUGUGGAGGAGAGAACGCUUCACCAUCUCUGCAGAGGGAACUGCCAACACGCGGGUCCACAGUGUAGACGGCAAGUCUGUGCUGGAGGUGACUCCUAUGUCUGACAGGGACUUUGGCCGCUACAACUGCACAGCCAGGAACAACAUUGGAGUUCGAUACCAGGAGUUCAUCCUGGCCCAGGCAGAUGUACCAUCAAACCCAUACUCGGUGCGUCUCUCAGCCGUUUCCCAGCGCUUGGCGACUGUCACCUUCAUGAAGCCUGACUCUCAUGGCGGCGUCCCCAUUAGCUACUACCUGGUCCAGUACAAGGAGGUCGGCUCACAGGACUGGAGGGACGUCAAGUCGCACAGCAUCCAGACAACAGUGGUGCUGACAGGGCUGGAGCCCAACACGACGUACGAGGUCCGAGUGGCAGCUGUCAACGGGAAGGGUCAGGGAGAGUUCAGCCACACGGAGACCUUCCAGACUUUACCCAUCCGAGAGCCAAGUCCGCCGGCAGUCCAUGGGCAGAGAGGAAUGGGCCACACCUACAGGCUGGGGUUGGUCAAGCAGGACGACGGAGGGAUGCCCAUCGUGGAGUAUAUAGUCAAGUACAAGACUGAUAAAGAGGAACAGUGGAUGACCAAGCUCGUCCCGGGAGCGAAUGAUUUUGCGAUGCUGCAGCCGCUGCAGUGGAACACAAGAUAUGAAGUGGAAAUCACAGCGCGCAACGUCAAGGGCCUGUCGGAGCCCACCUUCUAUCAGUUCUUCAUGCCACAGAAACCCGACAUUACAGCAGAAUCCCUGUUCAGCGGCCUGGGGCUGGGGACGGUGGUGGGCCUGGGCCUGGGAGCACUGCUGCUGCUUCUCGUACUGGUGGACGUCAGCUGCUUCUUUCUGCGUCACUGCGGCCUGCUGAUGUGCAUCACACGCACGCUGUGCAGCAAGAAAACAGCCACCAGCGGCAAGGGCAAAGAAAUCGAGGAGGGCAAGGCUGCCUACCUGAAGCUACCGCUGAAGGAAGAAAAUGGAAAAGAGUCUCUCAAGCCGGAUACGAUUGAAAUCAAAGUGCACAGUGACAACAGCAUCCACACAAAGCCCGACGACAGCAAAGCGUAAAAGGGUCGGUCCCCUCGGCACCAAAAGAACAUUCGGAUCACGAGACCAAAACCCAGAGAAACUACAACACUGGAAAAUAGUGGAGUAAAAUACCAUAUCUGUUUAUAACAAUGCCCCAGUGACAGGCAUGUGUAAAUACAAAUAAUAGGGAGAAAAUAGAGAGAAAGGGUCAACCUUUUAGACACCCUGAGUGAUAAAUGUAUCAUGUUCUUAAAAACAUGGCGUCAGUGGAAGGCUCUUGUUGAUCAAUGAUUGUAUUUUUUUUUCUGUUCAUGACCUUUUUUUUUUUUUUUUUUUUUUUUUUUUUUUGCUUUACAGAUUCUCAUGCAGUUAAAGGGUGAAAAAUCAGUCCCCACUAUUCUUACACAAAGGCAGGCAAAGCUAGUAUGCUAUUUCACCCCCAAGCUCACAUCGCUUAAUGCUUUCCUUUUUUUGUCAGAGUGAAUGCAUGGGCCAACCCACACUGCAGGAUCACAAUUAUUUAAUCGCCUGUUACCAUGCCUGAGUGUUACACUACAGCAACCUUUUGUACGCCUUUAAUAGCCGAGCUAGGCGUCUGGCUAAUGUGAGGCAAACGCUGAGGCUAUUGUGCUCCCAGCUCCAGCAACAAAAGGUCUUAAUGAGAUUUUAUUGCUUCAGGAAAAUGUGACGUUUGUUCCUGAGUGAAAAAUUGUACCAACCAGGACCUGGUUAUUAACUAUUAAGAGGAAUUUUGACUUGAUAUUUGAUGACUUACGCUUUAUGAAGGGCUAUUGUGGAUCAUAGUUUCAUAACAUUAAAAAAAAGACAAAAAGAAAGAAUGUUGCAGUCUAUGAAGUAUACAGCAUAAACCACACAUGUGCAUCGAUGCCUUUUAUAUUGACACUCAAUAUCUCUUUAACUGUCUCAUUCUCUAACAAUGUAUGUUUUAUUCAUGUGUGUUCAAACAGUAAGUACACUAGUGCAAGAGGUUAACUGCACUUAGAGCUGAUGUGAGCUUGAGUAAUGAAAAAAAAAGGCCACAAACGCCCUGAAUUGUGUCAUGUAAUUGUUGCGAUGCGAAUGGUAGGACUCAAGGCAUGGGAACAAACGAGUAAAGGUGUGCUCACGAUAAAUCAAAUGUGUGUCAGGUUUGUUUUUAAUGAUUUCUUUUCUCAUUCCUGUCUCAGAUCUGCCUCAUAUAUUUUUUUGUUUCCCAGUCUGAUCGCUAUUCUCUCUGAUGUUGUCAUGUGUUGUACAUAGGUGAAAAAAAAACAAUAUUUUACAGAGCUUUUAUGUAAAUAUACCCUAAAGGAUGUGUCUUUUUUCAAAAUGCAACAGGCUUGGCUUUUUUGUGAACGCUCCUCAGAUGAAAAGCUUUUUUUUGUUGUUUUGUUUUCUUUUGUUUUUUUUCUUCUGUUGUGUUUUGGUCCAAAGUUCAGUGAUGGUGUAAUAUUGCUUUUUCUACUCAUUUGCUUUCCCUAAAGAAAAUCCAUGCCCUGAGGCUAUUUCACGGUAUUUCAAUGGAGACAGUAAUUACGGCAUUAGUGUGCCUUCUCUCUUUUUUUUUUCCUCCUACCCCCCUUGUGGCCCACUGCCGCCGCAGCACUGUAGACCUUCAAAUGAAUUUUUGAUUGUGCUGCCUUUUCCACCUCAGAAUGUGUCAGAACAUUGAGUUUUCUUGCGGUGCUGUGAAUUCUGGGAGAUGUAGUCUUAGGAUUGUGGAUUGUAGUCAACGACACUGGACUGAAACAGACAUGUAUAACUACCUAGUGCAACUAAAUGUCAGGUUGAUCCUCAAAGUAAUGGGCUGCAGAAAUGUGGUUGUAAUGUCGUGUGUGUGUGAACUUGUACAAUAUACAUAGUGAGGACCACAUUUUUAACCAACAGAGUGAGGACAUUUUUAGAAAGUGAGGACAUCUUGGACUGUCGUCACUUAUUCAAAGGUCUGUUUGAGGGUUAAGCCUUGGUUUUAAGGUUCAGGUUAAUUACUAUUAGGUUGAGAUAAGGAUACAGAUUUGAGUUAAGGAUUCUGUUGUGAUAGUUAAUGUUAGGAGAAUGCAUUAUGUCCAAGAGGGUCCUCACAAAGAGAGAAGUACAAGUGAUUGUGUGUGUGCAUACAUUAAUGAGUGAAUGAGUACACUUGUCUACAUGAAUCAGGUUGCAUGUAUGUCUGUUGAAUGUAUCUGCACGUACUGUAAGUUAAAUCUGUUUUUGAGUGUGUGCCCAUUUAAAUUUUUCACAUAAGAGUCUCCCAAUUUCAGAUAAUCUCCUAAAUUAAAGAGUUGAACUUGCUAUUAUUUUGUUUAUAAUUUAUUUGUUAGGUUUAUUAUCUAUUUAUAUUAGACUCAAGUGUAUUAUGAAAUACACUUUUUCAGCUCCAUGAUGCAUCGUGCAGCUCUGCAAGUCGUUUUGAUGACCACAUGCCAAGUACAAAUGUCCAAGCACUACGAGUGUGUUCCUCUUUGAGUUGGCGAGAGAGCUCUCACGCUGAGUUUCAGAGUGCGCUCUGAUAGGUAAAACCUGAUUAUGUAGUUCUCGACAGUGAUUAAUACCCCAGGCUGCAGCACUCCAUGCAUGUGUCUGCGAGCUACCCCUCUCUGCCGCUGCCGCCACCACCCCCUCACCACUAUUCCCUCUCAGACUCCAUUGGUUUUUAUCUCAGACCUCAUAGCGCUGGCUUUGUUUUCUCCCGGCGAGCCCUUGUACCUGCAUAUCUCAAAUGGAUGGUCCUGCCAUGGAGUGGUUCUGCUGCCUGUUACGAUGACUGUAAAUAUGGGAGCACAGUGCCUGGAGGCUAUACGAUUUGUACAUGUUCUUUUGUAUUUGAAUAUGAGUCUAAAUACCCAACCACCUCCUCUUCCCCUUCUUAUCCUCAACCCCUCCCCGGUCCUCCUUUCCUCUGUGUCUCCUUCCACCAUGCCUCGGUCCUUUUUUCUGUAGGGGGUUAAACAGGUGUGUUUGAGCUCAGUGUACAGUAUGUGUCCUCUUUGUCCCCAUGCUCCCCCCGUGUCCCAUGGACUGUCCCUGCUGAGUGUGCUUUGUGCAGGAGGUGGGAACUAUUGAUGUCUCUCUGUACGUACCUGUGGAACACUUGUGACUCCUGUCAUUUGCCGCUGUAAAUAAACAUGU